Messenger RNA from Erigeron canadensis, 1330 nucleotides. Its product is annotated as WD repeat-containing protein LWD1. Bases 83 to 1171 code for a protein of 362 amino acids. Gene Ontology annotation, cellular component: nucleus. The record is from RefSeq and is a predicted model, not a curated record. NCBI's taxonomy places the organism in Eukaryota, Viridiplantae, Streptophyta, Magnoliopsida, Asterales, Asteraceae. Gene Ontology annotation, molecular function: protein binding. The transcript has a single exon.
UCAAACACUCCCCUCCACUUCCAUCCAUUGCUCCCCCAAUUCCCAAAUUUAUUAGGUCAAAAAAAAUUAAUUAAAUUAAAAAAUGGUAGCAAACUCCGAUCAAAACAACCUAGACGGAGGAUCCGACGAACAACAACGCCGAUCCGAAAUCUACACUUACGAAGCCCCAUGGCACGUUUACGCCAUGAACUGGAGUGUUCGCCGUGAUAAAAAAUAUCGUCUCGCUAUCGCUAGCCUUCUCGAACAGUACCCUAACCGGGUCGAAAUUGUCCAGCUUGACGACUUAAAUGGUAAUAUCCGAUCCGACCCGACUUUAUCCUUCGAACACCCUUACCCACCCACUAAGCUCAUUUUCAUACCCGAUAAAGAAUGCCAAAAGCCUGACCUUUUAGCUACCUCAUCCGAUUUCCUCCGCAUUUGGCGGAUUAAUGACGACAAUGACGUCACCGAUGAUGGUGUGACUGAUAGUAAUGGUAAUUCUAGGAAAGUUGAGAUGAAGAGUUUGUUGAAUAAUAACCGAAACAGCGAGUUUUGUGGACCGAUUACUUCCUUCGAUUGGAACGAAGCCGAACCGAAACGAAUCGGGACGUCGAGUAUCGAUACGACAUGUACGAUUUGGGAUAUCGAAAGGGAGACGGUUGAUACGCAGCUAAUUGCACAUGAUAAGGAGGUUUAUGACAUUGCAUGGGGUGGUGUAGGAGUGUUUGCUAGUGUUUCAGCUGAUGGAUCAGUGAGAGUUUUCGAUUUACGAGAUAAAGAGCAUUCGACGAUUAUUUACGAGAGUUCUGAACCCGAUACGCCUUUAGUUAGGUUAGGAUGGAAUAAGCAGGAUCCGAGGUAUAUGGCAACAAUUAUAAUGGAUACUGCGAAAGUGGUCGUGCUUGAUAUUCGUUUUCCCACAUUGCCUGUUGUGGAACUGCAGAGGCAUCAAGCGAGUGUGAAUGCGAUAGCGUGGGCUCCGCAUAGUUCGUGUCAUAUUUGUACUGCUGGUGAUGAUUCGCAGGCGUUGAUUUGGGAUUUGUCGUCCAUGGGACAGCCGGUUGAAGGUGGGUUGGAUCCGAUAUUGGCUUAUACUGCUGGUGCUGAGAUUGAGCAGUUGCAGUGGUCUUCGUCUCAGCCUGAUUGGGUUGCUAUUGCUUUUGCGUCUAAGCUUCAAAUUCUGAGGGUAUGAUAUAUAUUGUAGUGUAUCGUAUCAUGUAUUAGGCUCGGGUUUCUGUGUUGUUCGGCUGCAGUUGUUUUUUCUUAGAUUGACUUCUAGUUUAUUUAGAAUUUUGGGAGUUGGAAUACAUUGACCCAUUUGCAUUUUUCCAAUUAAAUGUUUUGUUGUUUC